AUGGAGGCUCCCGAGCCGGGCCCCGGCCCCGGUCCCGGCCCCGAGGCGGGCAGCGUGGAGAUCGACCCGGACUUCGAGCCGCAGAGCCGGCCCCGCUCCUGUACCUGGCCCCUGCCCAGGCCCGAGCUCUCGGCGGCGCAGCAGGAGGCGGGGGGCCCGGCGGCGGCGGCCGCGGCGGCGGAGGAGGAGGGGGCCGGUGGGGCCGCGGCGGCGGGGCCCGGCCGGGCCGAGGGGGCGCGGGGGCCCGGCGCGGCGGCGCGGAAGGGCGGCUCCCGGCGCAACGCCUGGGGGAACCAGUCCUACGCGGAGCUGAUCAGCCAGGCCAUCGAGAGCGCCCCGGAGAAGCGGCUGACGCUGGCGCAGAUCUACGAGUGGAUGGUUCGCUUCGUGCCCUACUUCAAGGACAAGGGCGACAGCAACAGCUCGGCCGGCUGGAAGAACUCUAUUAGGCACAAUUUAUCCCUGCACAGCAAGUUCAUUAAAGUGCAUAAUGAAGCUACAGGGAAGAGUUCUUGGUGGAUGCUCAAUCCUGAAGGUGGUAAAAGUGGGAAAGCACCAAGGAGGAGAGCUGCCUCCAUGGAUAACAGCAGCAAACUGGCGAAAGUCAGAGGUAAAGCAUCCAAAAAGAAGGCCUCACUCCAAGCAGCUCCGGAAGCUACUGCCGACAGCCCUGGCUCCCAGUUCUCCAAAUGGCCUGGGAGCCCAUCAUCAAGGAAUAAUGAGGACUCCGAUGUGUGGACCAGUUUCCGGCCUCGAACCAGUUCCAAUGCGAGUACCAUUAGUGCCAGACUCUCUCCUAUCAUGCCUGAGCAGGACGACCUCCCAGAUGAAAAGCUUCUUCCUUCUCUAGUGUACUCCAGUGCAUCCAGCAAUGUCCCACCGACUGUGACUGAGGAGCUUGAACUCAUUGAUGGGUUAAACCUGAUGUCACCCAGUUCAUCUAUGCUGCCCACCCAGCAGUCUGCCUCAGGUGGUCCAGUCCAGAGAGAUUCCGGCUUCUCUUUGAGGACCCAGAAUUCAGCUGGUCAGGCCUCUACUUUUGGCACCUCUCUGUUUAACCCUGUUGAUAUCUCGCUGCAGAGUUCUGUUAACUGUUUCUCUGGUCCUCAGACCCUGGAAGCUCUCCUGACAUCCAGUUCUCCACCUCACAGUGAUGUGAUGAUGACUCAGGUGGAUCCGAUACUCCCUCAGACUGGAAGCAGGCUAAACAGCCAGACUUUUCUGCUUCUAGGUGGACAAGUCACCCAGAAUAAAACAAGCCCAGUCAAUGCACGAGGAAAGCCUUUGGAGCAGCAGUCAGAGUCAAUAGGUGCCAGUGCUUUGCCAUCUAUGCUUUCUGUGGUGGCAUCUCCUCAAAACACAGCCAGCAUGCCCACUUUGAAGGCCCAAGUCCCAGCACCAACGGCCCAAGCAGUCCAUCUGGGCACUCAGCCACUUCUCUCUUCUGUUAGCUCUGCCCCGUUUGGAGUGAACCAGGACAGGCUGCCCACUGACCUGGAUGUUGACAUGUACAUGGAGAACCUUGAAUGUGAUGUGGAUUACAUAAUCAACAGUGACCUCAUGGAUGGAGAAGGAUUGGACUUCAACUUUGAACCCAUUCUGUCUACUCCCAGCUACCCCAACACCUCGCAGGCCUCCAACCAUACUUGGGUACCAAGUUAACUUCAGGAAUACAAAAAGUGUCCUUCAGGUUUCUGAAUGUUGGGUCCUGACUUCACUUCCCACCCCUGGCAGAGUCUGAAAAAACAGAGCACACUGGACGCAGCUUCUCUGCACACCAUGCCUGGGGCAGACAGAACUGCUCACCUGGGAGGAAGGUGGCAAAUCUGCGCCUGGUUGCAAUAGGAAGAAAAAAUCCUGUUGUGUGCUGCGUCUCUUCCUAAAAAUCCUGGCUUGCCACGGAUCUUCUGCAGAAGCCCCUGGGCUGUGCACAUUCGAAGAGGAGCUCUGGUGAAAAUCCCCAAGUUUGGCCAAAGGCUGUUGUGCCAGACAACAGCGUUAUCCAAUGGAAAGGGUUGGGUGUGUUGGAGGCUGCCUUAUCUCUGCCAUAGCAGCAGUUCGCCCAGUGCCUCUGGCUGUCAAAAGGGGCCUAUUCUGUCCCCACCUUGCCCUCUGGGAUGGAGUAGCUGGGCCCUUCCUUCAGCCACCAGCCUUGUGCUUGGUACUCCAGACUUCUAGAAGAAUUAGAAGGAGCCUCUUGGCAGAAGCCUGGUAGGAAUAGGGUGUUGGAUGGAUUGGGGUUUGAUUUCAAAGUACCCCACCGUUCUGCACCCAUCUGAAGGGAUGAGGGAGUGGCAGCCAGGGAGGCUUCCCUUUGCUCACCUAGGCAGAGGAGGAGGACCUACAGUUUAAUUUCACUGUGCCAACUGGGCCCCAUUGAAUGAGUAGCGUGUUCUAGAGAAGUCCUGUGCUGUUCUAAGCACUUUCCUGAUACAGCAGGCUGCUGGAAAAUAGUCACAAGUGCUGAUUGCUGUUGCUGGGACUCCAAAACAUCUUGGGAGGGUUUGUUUCUGGGCUGUCUUGCUACAGCAGAGAAAUGGGAAACCUGGGUGUGGCCUUAACAGAGCCCUGGUUGCUUUUCAGAAGGGCAUUUUCUAUAGAUGAAAUAUUUUUUUACUAAUCUAAGGGCUUUCUAUAUUGAAAGCCAAUGUAACCACAUGUCUCCAUUGGCGUACUGGGUAUCUCUCCCUCUAAGAAGGUGGUACCAAUGGCAGAUUUGCCUUUCAAAGCUGUGCUGAGAAUAAAUACACUUGACAUUCAAUUAUGUGUCUGAUUGGGGGAAGAACUGGCAGGCCCCCACAGUUUGGAACCAUGUGGGAAGGGGGUUGUACAUUUCUUGUAAUCUAUAUGUAAAACUAGCUGCAAAUUAAUUAGAAGCUUUUUCUAAACCUUUUAAAAUAUAUAUAUAUAUUUUUAAAUUGAGAAACAAGAUUAUUGGAUUAAAACACACUUGUUUUCUGCAACUUUAUCCUGUUGAUACCACAUGAACACUACAGUGAGGCUGGGAACAAGCCUGGGGUUAUGGGGUAUGAAUACAGUUGGGAAGGGGUGGGGGAGACACUUCAGAGUGCUUGGGGAAUAGCCACACUCUUCAAAUCAAAUGGGAGAGGUGUUUACAGUAAUCAGACUGCAGCAGAUCAGUCUCUGGCCAUGUGAUUGGACACUCCCACUAAGUAUCCCCUAACCUUGUGCUCUUGGCUAAUCAUUAACAGGGGAUAAGCUGGGUAUGUUAAGCCCUAGAGUAGCUGAUGCUUCAGAGGCUUAGGUUCCCUAACCUCUUACUUAAUGAGGGAGGCUGAACCAGGCCUGCUGACGUUCUGUGCUGCCUUCAUCCCCCACUAUUUUGAAGCCAGGAGUUCAGUCAGCUUUAGUAGCUGACAACCUGGUUGUCCUGGUUUCUAUAGUUUUUCCUUUUGUUACUGAAGUUUUUCUGCUACUACUUGCUAAUUCUAGUCCUGUAGGCAGUGCUGUAGGAGUCUGAUUGGGGUUCUGACCUGUGAACAGGUUUUGUCCCCAACCAGGACCUGAAGGGGCUAUGAGGGUCAGCUGGCAGUUUUCUUUCAGCCUUCGGGUGUUUGUGGUGGUAGGAUUUUGAGGAGGGGAUGAUUCUUUGCAGUGUUCUAUGGGAUUUGUUAAUGCAGAAAGUCUCCAGCAUUCUUUCUGCAGAUGGCAGACGAGUCUUCUUGUGGAAGGUUUUAUGUGGUAAGGUGCUGGGAGUUUAAGGUGACCAGACGUCCUGAUAAAAUUGGGACCAUCCCAAUAUUUGGGUGGUUGUCCCGCAUCCUGACCGAUCUUUGGUCGGAAUGCAAUUUUUUGCUCCGCUGGCAGCACUCGUUUUUUUCUUGCAGAUCCCUCCUCCUCCCCUCCCCCAAUGUGUCCCGGUAUUUUCUUCAUCUCAUCUGGUCACCACCCUAUGGGAGUUUGUAUUGCUUGCUGCUUUCUCUGCAUGUUGUUUCAGGGUUUCACUAGAACUACUGGAGACCUGAACACGAGUGGUAUGUCUGACCACCUGAAAUGAGGCCUGUGGAGCAAUCUUGCCUUGAGCCUCAUCUGCCACUAGAUCCUUUUGCGGAACGCUAAUUGGAAACAACUCUAAGGCUUUCUCUUUACUGAAGACUUGAGUUCAGCUGUGCGUUUUUACAGCAACAUGCCCUGGGUUCACACACCCACAUACCUCUUGCUGUACUGCCUGGUAAGGCAACCAUCACACCCUGAACAAUAGGCAGUUCGCUUAUCCCAUGCUUUGCUAAACUGGGGUACCACCAGUGAAAACAUUUAGCCAGAGUCAGUCAGUGCAAUUGAGAGAUGAUAGUUCUCCAAUCCCUUCCCACAAGCCCCGGGCACCAAUUGUGCACAUUGCCUCCAUAAAGAGCAGCGGCUGAUGGUCCAAUUAUUAGGGCAAGCUGGAUCCUUUCCUUUGGCACAUGACAGCAUACCAGCAUGGUUAAUGCCACAAGUGAAUUUUCCAGGCCUAGACCACUUCCUCCUACAAUCUCCAGUGUGGGUAGACGCCCUGUGAAUGUGAGCAUAGAGCAGUGCAGUGAGCUGUGGCACUAUGAAUCUCAGGAUAGUGCCCACGUUGGCUGUAUUCCUUCACACGACCACAUAGGGCACCAGUGACACCACUGUGUGACACAGCGUGCUGACAUUGACAGUGUUGGUUAGGCUAUCGUGUUUUGUGUUGACUGACCCAUGAUGGCUUACGCUGUGGUUAGCCAACAGCGAAGACAGAGCCUAAAGGCGCAGGACUGUAAUGUUACCAGUACCUCAGACCUGCAAACCCAGUGCAAGCCAGAGCCGUCAGUGAGCAUAUCUGUGCGUUGUAAGCAGCAGCAUGUUAGUGACUAACACACUCAGUGCCUGUUACAGCCUGUGGGCCAUGGGUCUGUGCAUUGAUAUCGCACUCCUGGGAGCUAGGCAGUUAGGUGGCUUUUCUCACAACUGUGCGCUUCCCUUGACCCAUUGUAGCUCUAGGAGCUGCAGUCAGGCCUAGUGAGAGUCGCUGGAAUUGCUGCCUCACUGGCUUCAAGCGAUGGAAUUUGUUGUAGCUGCUCCCUCUCCCUGCUGGACCCUUGCUGCACCAUCUCUCACUGGGAUACUCUCACAGAGCACUUAUUGCACUUAGGAUGGACUGAGACCUUUUCCUUAGGGAGUUACAUGACAACUCAGAAGCAGACUCUAGGACUCACUGCUGCUGCCACCUCUUCCUGGUGUCUGGAAACUUAACUUCAGCCAGACUUUCCAUUGCUCCACCUAGGAGAUGGCCACAGCUGGAAGUGAGCAGUAAUGCUACAGCACAUCCCUAUACAGUUGCAUCAGGCAUAGGGCACAAGUGGUUUAUCUCUUGGUAUCUUCCCUGGUAGCUAAGCAUUUUGGCAGCCUUAUCUGCCAGGGGAAGAACAGGUGGUGGUGCUGGUGUCCUGCUGCUGGCUCUGGCCUGCAGCAGCAAACUACAAUGUUUGAGGUUAACACUCAGUUGCUCAUAGGUGUUAAGAAAGACAGUAUGGGAGACUUCCCAGUGCUGUGAGGAAUGGAGCCAAAAGCAACAGGGCUCAGUCUACUGUAAAGGUGGCAUUCCAUUUAAAGGCAAAUCAGCCCUUCUCCUGUACAAGGGCAGUGUGUGGUGGAUCUAGGGAAUGGAUGAGGGCAAGAGGAGGAAGAAUUUGGCAGUUGCACCUGUUAUGCCCCUUCCCAAACUUCUGACUAGCUCUGUCUAUAAAUAUUGUGUUCCUCUAGCAUUUCCCCAAGUGCUAGUGGGUAACCUGUAGUGAAGCGUCCAGUCCUCAUUCGGAUGGAGGCCUGGUGGAGGAUUCCACAUGUAGAAUCACUUUACGUAGUGUGGGUGGGGGACAGCUGUGUUCUGAGGUGGCUGUCCUGGACGCAUGCCUGAGAGAGUUAGUGGGGAGGGGUGCAGGGCUGUAAGCACCAGGCCCGAUACAGUAUGGUGCUGUGUGGUGUCCUCUCAGCCUUAUACACUAGUUGAGCUCAGGCCACACUUAGUUAUUCCAUUCCUGGAUUCAACCACAAUUGUUCAUAGCGUUGAGCUGCCCAGGGCUACGAAGGAUUCUGUGCACUAUCUGCCUGUGGAGCCAGCAUGAGGCAAAGCCAUUGCCUCUGUGUACAUCUGCGUUCAGCAGCCUCCUUGAGGCACUCUGCGGGUCUGUGAUACCUUCAAGUGGCCCUAGUCUUACUGUCACUAACAACUUUGAAUAGCCAAAGCUUAUUGGAACCCUUCACUCUCCCCUUUGUCAGGUUGUCCCUUCCUGCUACACUGUGUGUUUAAAUCUGCAAACAAACCAUCCUGACGAGAAACUAAAACAGAGGGAGGGUUCCAGAAACCAUGUGUAUCUUAUAAAUGAUGUGCAUACUAGAAGCACACAGCACUAAUCAGCUUUUCCAAAGGAAAUGCCUAGAAAGAUUUUAUUUAGGCCAUGAAUUUUUUUUUAAAUUUAGUUGCUUAUUUAUAGUCAGGCUCCAGGGCGGUAUUGCCCUCAGAAGCCCCUGUGCGUCGCCGUGUAAGCCUGGGGGGGCCUCAGAAGGCAGAGGCACUCAUACCAGUGUGAUGCAGUUGCUCUGAAUGGGCCCUGCUCUGCAUGGCAGAGGACUGUCGUGAGCCUUGGUGGUUUAUUUCUGAUCAAAGUAAAGUGAGAGUUUGGAUCCAUCAUUUAAAGUUGUGGGACAUGAGCAUGAGGGAGGAUAGUUUGGGGUUCAGGUCUUCCCCCUACCCAAACUCCAUCUGAGGUAAGAAAAUGGAUUGGUUGUGAUUACAUUAAAAAAAUUGAUGAUGAAAAUUAAAUCCUUGCUCUGCUGUGUAAGGUUACGUCUGUGCUUGCGAUGGCCUGUAGAGUACAGACACUGCACGCCCAGCUGGCAUGGAUAUAAAUAGCAGUGUGAAUGGUGAGUUUAGGCGACUAGAGUACCCUACACGUCUCUGCACACCUAAGUGGUGCCUCCCAUGUCUACGUUGCUGUUUUUAGCAGCGUAGUGUCCCGCUGCCUCACCACUGCAGGGGAAGAGGCUGCUGGGAAAGUUCCAGGAGCUCCCCAUUGCCAAAGCUUUUCAUGUGCCAUGUAGCUACAUGUGUAAUGCCUGUACUCUGCACACUGCUGUAAUUGUAGACGGAGCCUAAAAGAUGGAUUUCCUGGAGAGGUCUAUCCUUGUGAUAAUCGGUCAGUGCAUGGAACCCACUGCCGCCACUCCUCUCCCCCUGCAGUAACUCGUUCUGUGGGAAAAGGGAUCCCUCUCAAAGCACCAAGGCUACUUCAGUCCCUGUGCCAGGGUACAUCCUGAGGGAAGAGGCUCUGCAUGGGACAGUCGGAUUUAGUCAUUGUGUUGACAAAAAUGGGUGGUGUCAGUGACUGACUGUUCCACCCCUUGGUGCUGAGGUGAAAGGAGGGAGCCCAGGUGUAUAAGAGGCCAAGACGGUGAAGCAGCUCCUUGCAGAGCUGUGUUCAUGGUGGUCUUGUGAAGGCUGUUGACAGCAUGUUUCAUGGUUUGUAGCUUGAAGGGGAUGUUUGCAAUCAUCUGAGUGCUGUAUGGUGAAGUGCCAAGAGGGGGAGUUGGAUGCUUGGAGGAUGCAUCAGUCCUCCUGGAAGGAGACUUUCAUUAGGCUGCAGAGAUAGGAAAUCGUCCCAUGAUCUGCUCUUUCCAGGACAGUAUUGUACAGUCACUCUCCACUCCCUCCAGACUAUGGCCCAGCCUCUUGCUCUCGUGGUGGGAUGCCUGCACCAACAUGCUAAGAGUGUCAGCCUAUUGCUCACAAGCAGGGUUUCUCUGUUGCUGGCACAGGCCCCUGUCCCCACAGCGUAGCAGCACGGGCUGGCAUAGGUUCCCACACCUGCCCCAGCUGCACUCUCGCUCACUCAUUUCUCAUGACGUUUUUUACUUUUAAAAUCUCUGCUUUUUGUUUGCUCUCCUUAGCAGUGUGAUUUCUGAACUAUUACAGGCUCUGUUACCAUCUGUGCUAGUGAGACUGUGUAGAAUGUGCUAGACUAGGGGGAAAGUUUGACAAAUAAAGAUCUGUAAUCCUUU
This is a messenger RNA of Mauremys reevesii (Reeves's turtle), 8031 nucleotides long. RefSeq names its product forkhead box O4 (gene FOXO4). Gene Ontology annotation, cellular component: nucleus. The record is from RefSeq and is a predicted model, not a curated record. Bases 1 to 1662 code for a protein of 553 amino acids. Gene Ontology annotation, molecular function: RNA polymerase II cis-regulatory region sequence-specific DNA binding; DNA-binding transcription factor activity, RNA polymerase II-specific. The transcript is spliced from 3 exons. NCBI's taxonomy places the organism in Eukaryota, Metazoa, Chordata, Testudines, Geoemydidae. Gene Ontology annotation, biological process: regulation of transcription by RNA polymerase II.